Messenger RNA from Prorocentrum cordatum, 936 nucleotides. The record is from the annotation of a GenBank genome assembly. Lineage: Eukaryota; Dinophyceae; Prorocentrales; Prorocentraceae.
GAGCCCGACACCGAGGCGCUCGCGAAGCAGGUGGCGGCCAGCGCCGCCGCCACGGUGGUCGCCGUCAGCGCCGCGGCGGCGCCCGCGUCCGCCUACCCGAUCUUCGCGCAGCAGAACUACCCGAACCCCCGGGAGGCCACCGGCAAGAUCGCCUGCGCCAACUGCCACCUCCAGGGCAAGUACAUCGAGGUCAAGAUGCCCCACGAGGUCCUCCCCGACACGAUCUUCAAGACGCUCAUCGAGCUCCCGCUCAAGUACGAGAAGAGGGUCCAGCCGAUCGCCGACGGCUCCAAGGCCAGCCUGAACGCUGGCGCGAUCGCCAUCAUGCCCGAGGGCUGGAAGCUGGCACCCAAGGACAGGCUCCCCAAGGCGCUGAAGAAGCAGAUGAAGGGGCUCGCAUGGUCGCCUUACAGCAAGGACAAGCCCAACAUCGUCGUCGCGGGGCCGGUGCCUGGGAAGAUCUACGAGACGAUGGUGCUCCCGAUCCUCGCCCCCGACCCCAACAAGACCCCCGAGAUCGUGUUCAACAAGUACGAGUUCUACUUUGGGGGCAACCGUGGGCGCGGGCAGGUCUACCCCGAGGGCAACCUCAGCAACGUCAACAUGUACACCGCGGCAGCUGAGGGCACCGUGACCGAGAUCAUCCCGGGCGAGAAGGUGGUCAUCACAAAGGCGGAUGGCACGGCGGUGGACUCGGUGAUUGGCAAGGGGGCCACGGUCGUCGUCGAGGUUGGUGAGAGCGUGAAGAAGGACGAGCAGAUCACCACGAACCCCAAUGUGGGCGGCUUCGGACAGGAGGACAAGGAGGUCACUCUGCAGGACAUGAAUCGGGUGUACGCGUACUGCGGCCUCUCCAUUUCGAUCUUCCUUGCCCAGCUGGUUUUCGUUUUGAAGAAGAAGCAGUUCGAGAAGGUUCAGCUUGCGGAGGGCUUCUGA